CACCAUAGAGUGCCGGAAAAAGCGUGAGCAGAAGGGUCGGGAAAAGAAAGCAACUGCGGUUAGUACUAAAAUGACGACCUUAGUGCUGGAUAACGGAGCCUACAACGCCAAAAUCGGUUACAGCCAUGAAAAUGUCUCAGUUAUUCCUAACUGUCAGUUCAGGUCAAAAACGGCACGUCUUAAAACUUUUACUGCCAACCAGAUAGAUGAAAUAAAGGAUCCUUCUGGACUCUUUUAUAUUCUUCCUUUUCAAAAGGGCUACUUGGUGAAUUGGGAUGUUCAAAGACAAGUCUGGGAUUACCUUUUUGGAAAAGAAAUGUAUCAGGUUGAUUUUUUAGACACUAAUAUUAUUAUCACAGAACCAUAUUUUAACUUCACUUCAAUUCAAGAGUCAAUGAAUGAAAUCUUAUUUGAAGAAUACCAGUUUCAAGCAGUAUUAAGAGUAAAUGCUGGGGCUCUCAGUGCACAUAGGUAUUUCCGAGAUAAUCCUUCUGAAUUAUGCUGUAUCAUUGUAGAUAGUGGAUAUUCCUUUACACAUAUAGUUCCUUAUUGUAGAAGUAAAAAGAAAAAAGAAGCAAUUAUUCGGAUAAAUGUGGGAGGAAAACUCCUAACCAAUCAUCUAAAAGAGAUUAUAUCUUACAGGCAGUUACAUGUUAUGGACGAAACACAUGUGAUUAAUCAAGUGAAAGAAGAUGUAUGCUAUGUGUCUCAGGAUUUUUAUAGAGACAUGGAUAUUGCCAAGUUGAAAGGAGAAGAAAAUACAGUAAUGGUAGACUAUGUUUUGCCUGACUUUAGUACAAUUAAAAAGGGCUUUUGUAAGCCAAGAGAAGAAAUGGUGUUAAGUGGAAAAUAUAAAUCUGGGGAACAAAUUCUUCGUCUGGCCAAUGAGAGAUUUGCUGUUCCAGAAAUACUCUUUAAUCCUUCUGAUAUAGGAAUUCAAGAAAUGGGAAUUCCAGAAGCUAUUGUCUAUUCAAUUCAGAACUUACCUGAAGAAAUGCAGCCACAUUUUUUUAAGAACAUUGUUUUGACGGGAGGAAAUUCCCUUUUCCCGGGAUUUAGGGAUCGGGUUUACUCGGAAGUUCGAUGUCUCACUCCGACAGAUUAUGAUGUUUCUGUUGUGCUGCCUGAAAACCCUAUUACUUAUGCCUGGGAAGGUGGAAAACUGAUAUCGGAGAAUGAUGAUUUUGAAGAUAUGGUGGUAACAAGAGAAGAUUAUGAAGAAAAUGGACAUAGCGUCUGUGAAGAGAAAUUUGAUAUUUAAGAAACGUUUCUGAAAGUUUUGACUGUGACAAAGGUUUAAUUUUCAAUGUUCUUUUUAAAGGAAGUUAAGGACCUGUGUUAACUUUCAUCCUAAGAUAAGAUAACAUCUUGAACUUAUGUAAAUACUUUGAUCCAUGGCUGAUUUUCAAAGGUUUCUUACCUAGGUUAGUAAGUAAACUGUAACUCAGCCCAAAUUUUCAUUUAGGAGCUAGACUUACUAUAACAAUGCUUAUGCUGUUUCCGAGACUAAGUUAUCUUUCAUUAGAAGAUGAAAGAGUGAGUGUAUUUUAAGUUUAAUUCUUUAUAGCUAAAAGCACAAACUUAACUGUCUCACUGGUCAGGUUUCCUUAGAAGGUAGUUUUGUGUGACUGACUAGGAAUUGGCCAGAGUAUUUUCAGGCUGAUAUGAUUUCUCUCUUUCUUCUAGAGCGAAGUAUUUUAUCUUUUAAUUGUCAUUUUUAUUUGUAUAUACUAAAGUUAGAAAAACUAAUCUAUGUGUAUGUAAUGUUUAUUUUUUACUUAGCCUAAGUUUGAAAGGAUGAAGACCAAAGCCAAUUUGUUAAAGUGUUUUUGGUCAGUACUGUGUUGCAGAAAUGUAUUAUUUCACUCAUAAAAAUACUAUACCAUU
This is a messenger RNA of Globicephala melas (long-finned pilot whale), 1887 nucleotides long. It is a transcript of the gene ACTR6, whose product is annotated as actin related protein 6. Gene Ontology annotation, cellular component: Swr1 complex. The record is from RefSeq and is a predicted model, not a curated record. Gene Ontology annotation, molecular function: nucleosome binding. NCBI's taxonomy places the organism in Eukaryota, Metazoa, Chordata, Mammalia, Artiodactyla, Delphinidae.